Molecule: messenger RNA, 1087 nt
Organism: Papilio machaon (common yellow swallowtail)
Lineage: Eukaryota; Metazoa; Arthropoda; Insecta; Lepidoptera; Papilionidae
Gene: shams
Product: glucoside xylosyltransferase 1
Exons: 6
Coding region: 1-1053 (350 amino acids)
Biological process (GO): protein O-linked glycosylation via N-acetylgalactosamine
Molecular function (GO): UDP-xylosyltransferase activity
Source: RefSeq, a predicted model, not a curated record
AUGAGGCGCCUACCUCAUUGUAAACUUUUAAUAACUUUGUGUUGUUCUUUCAUUGCUAUUUAUUUAUAUAUUUUAAGUACAAAGGAAAAUGACAAUAAUUUUAAGGAUUAUGUUGUACCGAAGCGAUUAAAAGCUGCAAGCCCAGUCAGGAUAAUAAUGUCGUUUGUUGUGUGCGAUUCAAGAUUUAACGAGUCCUUAAAUGUAAUAAAGUCUGUGCUAAUAUUCACGAAAACACCUGUACAUUUUGUUAUAUUCACCGACGAUAAAUUGCGAAAUUUGUUUAAUGACACUCUGAACAAAUGGAAAUCUUUAUUAGGAGACCAACUAGAUUUUGAGUUGCAAGGUAUCCACUUUCCAGAGGCUCACAAGGAAGACUGGAUGAACUUGUUUAGUAAAUGUGCUGCCCAAAGAUUGUUUAUACCGAAACUUAUUCCUCACAUAGAUGCUAUGAUAUAUGUUGAUACAGAUACUUUAUUUUUGAAGCCUGUUGACGAAUUAUGGAGUGAAUUUUCAAAAUUCAAUGAUUCUCAGAUAUCAGCUAUGGCUGCUGAAGAUGAUAAUCCUAAUGUAUCUUGGUACCCGAGGUUUGCAAAACACCCUUUUUAUGGAAAAUAUGGCCUUAACUCUGGUGUUAUGUUAAUGAAUUUGACAAGAAUGAGAAGUUUUGGUUGGGUUGAAUAUGUUACCCCAGUCAUGCUUAAAUGGAAAUUAUAUAUUCCCUGGGGAGAUCAGGAUAUAAUAAACAUAAUAUACCAUUAUCAUGAACGUGCGGUGCACCUUCUCUCAUGUAGGUACAAUUAUCGGUCAGAUCAGUGCACAUACGGAGAUGCAUGUGCUGAUGCCACGGAGCAUGGCAUCUAUGUGCUUCAUGGUAGCAGGGGGAUAUUUCACAAUGAUAAACAGCCAGCAUUUCAAGCGAUAUAUAGAGCUGUUAGUGAAUAUGACUUAAGAAUGGAUCCAUCAGAGGUAACAAAAAAUAUGCAUAAAUAUUUAAAGGAAGCAUCGGAAUCAAACUGUGGGCAUGUCUUUGAGACAUUUAAACAUCAUUUUUAACAACUUGACAUCUUAGAAUUUUAUAAAUGUACAU